AUGUCACUCUUCGACGAAAAUGUUCUCAUUAGAGAUUGCGGAAAAAAUCUCACCAAAGGAAUGAACGUUUGCCAACUAAGGGUUGGUGGUCAGAAAUAUUCAUUCCAGAUUGCUGUUAAUGGAUUUAAUCAGGCUAUUGAUUUUCCACUGUUACAAGCUUCAUAUUUUAACAAUAUGUUCGGAUUUAAAGCCCAAGUAGAGAAAGAAAGUCAAUUUAUUGAGAUUAUUCCAAAGCUUCCGACAAAUUAUUUUUCAGUUUCUUUCUUCCUUUUGGGUGAUUCUAACGUAAUGGUCAACACACGUACUCCAAUCAUUAAGAUGAAGAAUCAACCAGUAUUUGUUCAACUCAAGACAAGUUUUGACAAUAAAACAAAAAUAAUUAAGCCAAAGUUAUAUUUCACAUUUAAUCGAACAGUCCAAUUUGACAGCAUGUUAGAUUUGGACUACUCACUCUUAUCUUCCCACUUAAAUAAUCUUGGUGCACAUUUUUCAGUCAGAGUUCCAAAAUUUACGUUUGCUGCUCACUUCAAUCCACUUGAUAAAAAUACUUUACUUUCUUCCACUUACUAUGCAGCUUUCAGGCUUCCAUAUGCAGAUCUUGAGCUUCAAUACGAAAAUAAAGAUAAAAAGUUCUCUAUAAUACUAAAGAGCAAAACAUACAAAGGUUUCAAAGGUCAUAUUGGCGCUGAAUAUGCAAAUCAUGUUUAUUUAGUUGGAGAUCUUAAAUACAAACGUAAUUCAACAACUUAUGAAGUUGCAGCCGAUACAGCUAAAUUACUGAAGGUUUCUGUUUCGAAGCAAAUUAACGAUGAAUUUAAUCUCACUCUUACAGCUUCGCGUGACUUUAAUUACGCUUUCCCUAUCAAAUUUGGAUUAUAUAUGACAUUUAAUCAGUAA
Molecule: messenger RNA, 897 nt
Organism: Trichomonas vaginalis G3
Lineage: Eukaryota; Parabasalia; Trichomonadida; Trichomonadidae
Exons: 1
Coding region: 1-897 (298 amino acids)
Source: RefSeq, a predicted model, not a curated record